AUGGACAUUGACUUCUUCAAGUCUGGUCAUGAAGAUCAAUUGGACCUGAUGAUGAUGAUGCAGAUGGACAAGCUUUCUGAGCUCUGCGGAGCCUACAACAAUGUCGUUGAAACGCCUACUAUGGAAUUUUCCGGUGGAAGUGGAAGCACAAGUUCCUGCUCUUUGCCACAAAUUAUAGAAAACCCACAAGUUUCUUCACUCUCAUUUAUGAACCCACCAUCCACCAUAUCGUUUAAUAACUCUGCCCAAGUCCAUCAAGAACAUUCAGCACUGAAUUUCCUACCCAAUUCAAGUACUGGGAGGUGGAGCAAUGGCGGUGGUGAAUUAGCUGGUGCAAAUACAUUUCGUUCAGAGUCACAGAAGAGAAAUUCAAUGGCGGCUAUGAGAGAGAUGAUCUUCCGAAUAGCAGCAAUGCAGCCUAUUCAAAUCGAUCCCGAAUCAGUGAAGCCACCUAAGAGGAGGAACGUGAAGAUAUCGAAGGAUCCUCAGAGCGUGGCGGCACGUCACCGGAGAGAGAGGAUAAGUGAGAGAAUUAGGACACUUCAGAGACUUGUGCCAGGAGGAACGAAGAUGGACACAGCCUCCAUGUUAGAUGAAGCAAUUCACUAUGUCAAGUUCUUGAAGAACCAGGUGCAAUCACUUGAACGAGCAGGGGCUAACAAGCCAAUUGGCAUUCAUGGCUUCCCUGUGCCAAUAAUUAGUGGGAAUGGUAGUUAUUUUUCUAUUGCAAAACCCUACCAGUAG
Ilex paraguariensis (yerba mate) is the source of this 744-nucleotide messenger RNA. The record is from the annotation of a GenBank genome assembly. Lineage: Eukaryota; Viridiplantae; Streptophyta; Magnoliopsida; Aquifoliales; Aquifoliaceae.